AUAUAACGAUACAUGACGACAUCCAUACAAGACUUGAGAAGCAAGUUGGAUACUCUCCUACACAGUCACAAUUUCAACUUAAAUUAAAUUGAAACUUCAAAUCUUGAUACUACGAUGAGUACCGAGUUGAUACCAACGUCGUAUUUGACUACGACGGUCUUGAUGUGCGUCAUAGGCUACCUCGUAGUUAAAUUCCUACGUCGUAAGCGAUACAAGCUUCCGCCUGGUCCUAAAGGUUUGCCGAUCCUCGGAUCCUACCUGACCCUUACAUCAGGAAAGUAUGACCAGCGAGAACUUCUGAACAAGUGGGCCAAAGAAUAUGGGGAUAUUUACAUGUUCAGCCUAUUUGGUUCCCGAUUUGUCAUUCUGAACAGCUACGAGCUUGUUAAGGAGGCGUUCCAGAGUGCAGACUUCAACGAUCGAGCCCCUAUUCUACCGUGCAACAGAGCUCUAAAUAGGCCCAAUACAGGGCUUGGCUUAAUCUCAGCAAGUGAAGGCCAUCAAUGGAAAGAACAACGCAACUUUGUGUCAGCAAAUCUCCGGAAUGUAAGACAAAGUAACAACAAUUUUGAAGAUCUGGUUGCAGCUCAGGGAGAGAAACUCAUCAAGAAAUUCACCAAUCAAGGAGACUCCUUCUUCGACCCAGUCACCGAUAUCUACGUCACAGUCUCCAACGUCACCACCAAGAUUGUCUUCGGGAAGACCUACAAUUAUGAUGAUGAGGAGUUCAUCGACAUGACCAGAAAAGUCAAGGGGGUCUUUGACUGGAUGGGUCCGGGGUCGUUCUUCUACCAUGUUCCGUUCCUGGCCUACUUGCCGAUGAAGAUCAACAAACUGGGAGACACCGCUGUCAAAGGUAUGUUCGACUUCCUGGAGAAGGAAGUGCAUAGACAUCGUCAAUCCUACCACCCUAGAGAUGAGCCGAAAGAUUUAAUAGAAUCCUUCUUCCAGGAACAGGCGAAGAAAAAAGCAAAGGCUGAUGGCGUUGGGUCUUUUACUGAUGAAUGCCUGAAGCAGUUAUUAUGGGACCUGCUGAUGGGAGGGGUCGAAACGGUUUCUAACAGUCUCUCUUGGUAUUUUCUUUUCAUGGCCCAAUAUCCAGAUGCACAGGCCAAAGUCCAAGCUGAGCUCGACGAGGUUGUUGGUCGUGAUCGCCUCCCAUCUCUCUCCGACCGCAAGAGUCUCCCAAUCACAGAAUCAACCAGUGUGGAGUGCUAUCGCUUCUGCCGCCUCCUAAAUGUUCAAAUACCACACCGCACUCGCUGCGACAAGAAGCUUGGAGGCUACGACAUCCCGAAAGGAACGAACGUCGGUACAAACUCUGGCUGGUUGUCGUCAUCACCUUCUCUUUGGAAGAGAUGCGAUGAGUUUGUUCCUGAUAGGUUUAUCGACAAGGACACUGGAUUGUUUGAUAGCAAAUUGGAAGCUGGGUUGGCUGAAUUUGGAUUUGGUCGGCGAUUGUGCCCAGGGGAACAGUUAGCUCGUACACAAUUGUUUGUGAUCUUCACUUACAUCCUCCAUCGUUUUACCUUGCGUCUUCCCGAGGGUACGCCUAUAUCCCGGGAUGGAAUCGACAGUCUCACCCAUCACCCCAAGCCUUACAAGAUCAAGGCAAUUCCUCGACCAUAGACCAAAACAUUAAGGGGCUGUCACAUAAUAGACUAUAAAAUAGCACAAAACGUUUAGUGGCUGUCAUAUCAAGUUCUUUCAUUAAAUGCAUCCCUUGGACGUUUCACCCAGCGUUUGCAGAUCGACGUAUGCAUGACAUUUUCCCAUUUGAUUAAAUUUUGUGAUAUCAAGAACUUCCAUUUGUUAAGAAUACAAAAUGUUUUCUUGACAUCAAAUUAUUUCUUGGUCACAAAAAUUGAAUUGUUAGAUAUUAAAAUGGAACUCUUUAUCAUGAAAUCAUCAAAAAAUGGCUUGCCAUACAAACAUUGGUACCGCUAUCAAACUAGUGGCAAGUGUAGAGGACCACAUCCUGGUUAAAUGACACCCGAGAGAUUGAACAUGAUACCAAAGAGUGUAGGAGACUAGUACAUUUGGUCAGUGGUGGAUGGCAUUUGAUUGAUUGAUUUGGAUUUUUACCUGAUUGCUAAGAAAGCAUGAAUGCUUGUAAGCAAGCAACCAGAGGACCGACGGCUUAAGGUCCUCUCCGAAAUGGCAAAAUGUGCUCCCCUCCCCGCAUUGGAAAAUCCUGGACCCGCCCCUGCCUUUGGUUGUUACCUUUACAAUCGGUAUUGCACACAUAACAUAACAAAAUUGAACACAGCAGUUAAAUGGCUGGAGUGGUCCUCUAUAUACAUCAAUACCAGGGGCCCCCGUUUCAUAACACUUGCUAUAAUAUAUUUACCAAAUUUGAAAUAACAGUUAAAAGCUACUGAAAUCCUUCAAUCUUGGCUAAUAACAUUUUUGUUACAGAAAUUGUGCCUUUGUUAUAUUAAAGCUAAAUGAACGUAGUUGCAGUAAAACACUGAUUUCGUGAGAAAGUCUGUAAAACCAAGGUAAAGUAUUGAUAUAUCAUCGUGGAUCUAGAUUUGGUACAGUUACAUAAACUGAACUUUGUGAAAUCAUAAUAUCUAGCUAAAAAACGAUCACACUGAAGAUCGCCAACACAGAUAGGUACACGUGGGACAGUGUAUUAUUAUUGCUGGAAUAAAGACCAGACGGAAGUGACCGAAUCCGCGCUUAUUUUGCUUAUUUCUCAGCAAUUACACAAUUUCUUCCAGAAUCCUUUGGCACAUAUUUUUUAUUCAUACAAACAGACACUUUGGUGAUCAUUAUAUUAAAUUCUGUAAAAAGUCAUUUUGAGAUCGUUCCCACAACUGGAAUUUAUCUUUUAAAGGUCUUUAUGAAACCUGACCAAGAUUUUUGCUGUGUAGGUUACAUGUAUAUACGCUGGCUAUAACGUCCAGUUGUAGCAACUUCUUUUAAAUCCAUAUAGUCCGUGGGAAACACAAGAUAUCGUUGGUGGGCUAUUCAGAAAAAAUGUAUUUUACAGUUAUUACAACCCCGUAUUGUCUGAAAAUAGUCGCCCAACUCUUUUGAGGCGAAAAUAAGGUAGUAAAUAGUGUCAUAACUUGCGAGCCUUUUUCAGAACAGUCCUCAACAUUUUCAGGCCUUUGCAUACAAUGUGCGUGGUUUUGUCUGACCACUAUGAAGACUACAGCAACUUGCUUUUGAGAAUAUACAUGCAGACAUCCUGCUCCUAAAAUGAUUACUAAUGUCGAGCGAUAUGAUUCCUUAAAUAAUUAGAAAACUAUAAUUAACAUAUAACACGGUCACUUCCCAGUAAAAAAGGAAUGAAAGAGCGUAGCGACCGAGAACAAAAUUUGAUAAAUGAAACUUAACACAUGUACAUGUAUGUCGCACUUAUCUACACGGUAGGGCUAUAUCGGUUCUGGCUAUUAUCAGAGAUAUGUAUUAUUAGUAUCACUUAUCGUAGUAUCCAAAUAUGUAAAGAGGAUCAAAAGGCAUGCAUCGCAGUUUCUCUCCAUUUUCCAUUUAUUAAGCGUAUCAAUGUACUCUAUCCACUAAAUAUUAUUGUAUUUUUGCAUCAUAUUAUUACUUUUAAUUGUGGAUCCUUCUCAAAUUUGAUAAACGAAUGGUUUACAGUUAAAAUCCUAGCUCAGUGCAACCUUAAAUAUUCAAUAUUCCACUCUCUACGAAUGAAAAUUAAUGUAAUAUCGCACAUAUUUGUGAUAUAUUUCGUUAACAAAUAAUUAACAAUUCAAAUUAACAGCCGUUUUUACUCAUUCCCCUAUUUCAUAUCGCGAGAAUUGUCAGUGUUUUGUUUAUCCAGAAUUAUCCAUAAUGAUUAUCAGAUCAAAUCAAACCCAAAUCAUAUGACCACGGAAGCGUGUAUAAAAAUGUGUAUCCGUAUAUUUCAGCAAUAAGUGUAUCAUUUUAUCAUCAAUAUUGAGAUUUACGACAUUUCUCGAAUAGUCGAUUAGAGUAUUGUCGUUUUUUGCUUAAAUUUGUUUUUCUUUCUGAAUAAAUCACAAUUUAUCAUUGUAAUCAGUAAUUGGUUACUGUGAUAUUGCUCGUUAUUGUUCAUAC
This is a messenger RNA of Lytechinus pictus (painted urchin), 4056 nucleotides long. Its product is annotated as cytochrome P450 2F5-like. The coding region runs from base 115 to 1629 and encodes 504 amino acids. Gene Ontology annotation, molecular function: oxidoreductase activity, acting on paired donors, with incorporation or reduction of molecular oxygen, reduced flavin or flavoprotein as one donor, and incorporation of one atom of oxygen; iron ion binding; heme binding. Lineage: Eukaryota; Metazoa; Echinodermata; Echinoidea; Temnopleuroida; Toxopneustidae. The record is from RefSeq and is a predicted model, not a curated record. The transcript has 6 exons. Gene Ontology annotation, biological process: xenobiotic metabolic process. Gene Ontology annotation, cellular component: intracellular membrane-bounded organelle; cytoplasm.